AUUGUGUUAUCUUCUAUAGUCAAAAUUACCUAAAUAACCAACAAAUAAAGAAAAAAAAAACAUCACAUGCAUUUACAGGAGAGUCAUAGAAAUGACGAAAAUGUCGCCGAUUCUCAUGGGAUCCACAAAGCUCAAGCUAAAGGCAUACGACAACACAAAAUCCAAGCGCAUCCACAGCGAUUAUACAUUGAUGAUAGUCCCAAGUAUAUAGAACGAUUUCAGCCACCGCCCCCAUCGAAGCCGCCGCCUACGUUAGAGCCAGCGUUAUUUUUUCAGAAUCUUCGCACGGGUAGUACUGCAGUUGCUGACUCAUCGGGGGACCCCAAAUUUCCGCAUGCAUUGCAGCGAUCUGCCACAUUGCCAGCGAAACACAAUCGUUUAGGUGUACGAAGUCGCGUCACCUUCAAGAUACCACAGACCCCUGCAGUCCUACCUGCAGCACCUCAGCUAGAGAGCAGCAACAACGCCGCAUUGCCAAAGGAAACAAACAAAAUGACGUCUGAGGAUCUCUUACAGCCGGGACAUGUGGUUAAGGAGCGUUGGAAGGUUGUGCGCAAAAUUGGUGGCGGCGGCUUCGGUGAGAUAUACGAGGGCCAAGAUUUGAUUACCCGCGAGCAAGUGGCACUUAAGGUGGAGUCCGCCCGACAACCCAAACAGGUACUCAAAAUGGAGGUGGCCGUGCUGAAGAAGCUGCAAGGCAAAGAACACGUCUGCCGCUUCAUCGGCUGUGGACGAAAUGACCGAUUCAACUAUGUGGUCAUGCAGCUUCAGGGCAAAAACUUAGCUGAACUGAGACGAGCCCAACCAAGAGGCGCAUUUUCUCUCAGUACAACCCUCAGGCUUGGCUUGCAAAUCCUCAAAGCCAUUGAGUCUAUACAUUCGGUUGGCUUCCUACAUCGCGACAUCAAACCGAGCAACUUUUCGGUGGGACGUUUGCCGUACAAUUGUCGACGAGUAUAUAUGCUGGACUUUGGUCUGGCUCGGCAAUAUACGACGGGCACCGGAGAGGUUCGCUGUCCUCGAGCAGCAGCUGGAUUUCGAGGAACUGUGCGAUAUGCCUCGAUAAACGCACAUCGCAAUCGAGAAAUGGGUCGGCAUGAUGAUUUAUGGUCAUUAUUUUAUAUGCUCGUAGAAUUCGUAAAUGGUCAAUUACCAUGGAGGAAGAUCAAAGACAAGGAACAAGUUGGAUUGACUAAAGAGAAAUAUGACCAUAGAAUACUAUUAAAGCAUCUGCCGUCCGACUUGAAGCAAUUCCUGGAGCACAUACAAUCCCUUACGUACGCCGAUCGGCCGGACUAUGCGGUAAAUAUUUCUAAAGUUGAUAAGAAUUGCAAUGCCACAAUGACAACUCAAGCCUCGGCAGAUUGCGUUGCGCAAAACGUAAAUUUAGGAAAUCCAAGUACAAUAUUAAAGCAGCAGCAGCAACAACAACAGCAGAAGCAAGAGCAACAACAACUUGUGCUGGUGUCAAACACAUCGAUAGCUCCACCUAAUCUUCCUAGUGCACUGAUAAAAUCUUCUACUGUGAGUAUUGUGAAUAAUGAGGUGCAAUUGAAGCCUUCGCACGGGAAACGUUGUCAGCCGCAGAGCGUCUCCGCUUCAUAUGCCACGACCAACCAAAACAAUUCUGCUCCAGUUUAUUAUCCGGAGAGUAAAACUACGGCAGCUCAAACACUGUCAAACAUUGUGAAAACAAUUGAUGACAAAGUAAUCAUAGAUGCCUGCGAUAAAAAUAGUCGUUUUAUCAGUAUGGAGGGCGGCUAUAGCAGAUCUAUGGUGGGAGAGCAAAACCAGCAGCCACAGCAGCAGCAGAAGCAAUCGAGCAGGAUCACAAAAGUGGAAAGUCUGGAGAGUUCAAGCAACAAUCAUCUAGCAGUUGACAAGAGCUGCGAGAGUAAACGGUGCUCACACCCGAACAGCGUUAAUCUAGUCGAACAGAAAUCAACUUACGGUCGUCUUCGCGUGCUGGCUGCACCGACGCCAGCGCUGAAUGAUCAGGAGAACCUGAUUCAGAAUCAAGAGUCGAAUGGCAGUUUGAAUCAUAACAAGAGCCUCAUAUGCCAGCGCGAACAGAUCUUUGGCAUAACGCCAACAAACCGUCGCUCGGCCACUUCGACCAAUCUACGUCUAUCGUCGUCUAUAGGUUUGCCCUCGUCCAACCAGCGUGCAGCGGCCAUCGGCAUUAUCUCAGCGAAAAGUAAUGCAAUAGCAGCGGCAAUUGUAUCGGGAUCGGGAACGGUUGUGGGAACUGGAACAGCAACAGCGGCUGGCGAUCAUUCGGUGACACAAUUUGCUUUAAUCGACGAUGAAAAUGUUUCGGCACUACAACAGGUAACCAAAGGUGGUGGAGCUCUAACUCUUGCCUCUCAAUGGAAGAGCCAAUUCGACGACUCAGAAGAUACAACCGACAACGAAUGGAAACAGGAGCCGCAGUCACAGCCAAAUUUGGAUCAAUUUGCCAAAGCGGACGUAUCUUUGCCGUUAAUACGCAGAAACUCGAACUUAGUCGUAACCUGUAAUGGCGAUUUAAAAGCAAAUCCAUCUGAAAAUGAAAAGGUUAAGAGAUACACACUUAACAUAGCUGGAAUUGAGAACUAUGAGACUUUGCAAAUGUCGAUACCGCACUGCUGGUCAGAGCCUGCAAUGGGUAAUGUAUUACGAAAAGAUCUAGAGCCACCUGCUGUGCAACAAGCGGCCUUCGAUGACACUGUUUAUCGCAUGGAUAUAACUAGAAAUGUUUGCGUUCGUGAAUCUCAGUCGGAAAUCGCACCGAAGGCAAACAACUUUCCUAUGAUUAUUGGAACGUACAAGGAGGCUGCCAAUUUGAUUAAUAUACAAUCAAGGAACUUGAAUGAGAGGCAAUCACCGUGCAAGCACCGCAGUAGCCUGCCCAACGUAUGCCUCAUAGACAUGUUUGAUGGGAAAAAGAACUCGGAUACAAAUGCGCCUAUUGAGCUUCAAGAAUCGGCAGCUGCACCUUUCGCUGCAGUUCCUUGGUGUGUCAAGACAACGUUUUGCCAGAGAAGCAACCUGGCUUCAGACCCAAUAUUAUCCGACAUGCACAGCUAUCAGCAUGGAAACCGAGGUGCAAACUCAGUAGAUGCUGCGACCUCGAGGAGCGGCGGCUGUGUUAGUGGACGUCUUGAAAUUCGCGUCAUUCCCAAAGAAAACUCGCACAUGGAGGAGUCUGUUUACUAUGAUGCUUUAGCAGCUAGCACUACGAAAAAUCUCAAGUCUUUGAAGCAGGAAGCAACUGGUGAUCUGCGCGAUAAACAUUUGGAUGAUAAGAUUUCAGUUAACUGUGAAAUUUCUCAGAAGUUGAAUGCUGAUAGCAACAAACACAAACUGAAUGGCAAUGGGUCACCAGCGGAGAGCAUGAUGUGUCCAUCGGCGGAUCCUGCUCCUCAGAUUCAAACGGAUCCACAAUCCAAAUUACAAAUUGAAAAUUCUAGCUCACACAUGGCCGAUGAUGAGUGUGAUGGUUGUGAAUUGGCUUUGUUGAGUACGCCCAGCAAGAUUCCUGUGCUCACCUCCAAUUCGCGACAAGCGAAGUGUGCCUCUUGGGCUGGUGUUGCAACAACAAGAGUAACAACAACGACAGCAGCAGCGGCAGCAGCAUCCCAGACUCACACACAACAUGAUUAUUCAGAAAAAUCCAAUACCGUAGAUCUUCUUAAUAGCCCCACCCGAAGUCAACUUUAUUCGAGUGUUUUGCAAAACUCUCCAAAUAUUAUGGACUUGACACCAGGUUUGCGUCGCCGUCGUGAGUCAACUGAAGGAAAGUACGUGACUGAUCCCACGCAGUUGAAUCUAAGAUUUCAGCGCCCACAAGCUCGGAUUUCUAAUAGGUCGCGUGAGAUUUCAGCGACAGCAACGACAAUAUUGGCCACUUUCGAUGAUCAGUCGGCGGCAGUGGAUAUGAUUAGUAUCGAUGAUAGUGUGAGGGAGUUUUGCAAAGACAAUACAACGUGUAAGAAGACAGCCAACUCAAUAAUCAAUGACACUAACAAGACGGCAAGAAAUCAAAAUAUUGUUGGAUCAACACCGUCACCCCCCCCGACAACACCAAGGAAUGAUAUUUCGCCCCCCCCGGGCGAUCCAAAAAUUGAAAAUAGUGCACGCCUUCGUCGCUACCGGCAUAAUAUAGAAUAAUUCAAAAAGCUUCUUCAGUAAUGAAAGCAAUAAUAGAAUCCAAUGCAUGGUAAUCGAAAUAUAUUUACAUCUUUAUAUAUAUAUUAUAUAUAUA
This is a messenger RNA of Drosophila navojoa, 4246 nucleotides long. RefSeq names its product tau-tubulin kinase asator (gene Asator). Lineage: Eukaryota; Metazoa; Arthropoda; Insecta; Diptera; Drosophilidae. Gene Ontology annotation, molecular function: ATP binding; protein kinase activity. Gene Ontology annotation, biological process: protein phosphorylation. The record is from RefSeq and is a predicted model, not a curated record.